Messenger RNA from Paramisgurnus dabryanus, 6041 nucleotides. It is a transcript of the gene drd1b, whose product is annotated as dopamine receptor D1b. Gene Ontology annotation, biological process: positive regulation of MAPK cascade; G protein-coupled dopamine receptor signaling pathway; vasodilation. Gene Ontology annotation, molecular function: dopamine neurotransmitter receptor activity, coupled via Gs; G protein-coupled receptor activity. Gene Ontology annotation, cellular component: plasma membrane. NCBI's taxonomy places the organism in Eukaryota, Metazoa, Chordata, Actinopteri, Cypriniformes, Cobitidae. The record is from RefSeq and is a predicted model, not a curated record.
CCAAUACAAGACCGAACGCAAACGUGGUUUUGUAUGUCGACAGAAGGAACUUAAUAAAACUACUGCAGAGGGGAAAACAAACAUCUUUGUGAACUGCUGAUGCGCACGACCAAAACAGAGUUGGACGCGCAAUUACGCAAGGAGCACUUCUUAAAACGAAAAUGCACUUUUAAGACUGCUUUGUUUUCUAUUGUGUUUUUUAGUGUUUAAGGUGCAAAAGUGCCAAGUUGACAUUUCUUUGGAAUAUGCACGCUCCAUUGCCACUCGCAAUGCACAUGUGAUGCUGUGCGCAAGGACGAGUGAGUGUGAGUGCUGUACUUUCCCAUGAUGCGCACGGGGCGACGACAGUCUUUCCUCACAGCACCCGUUUAGACAUUAAAAAUUACUUACGGACAAUUUUAAGGAAAACUUAAGAAAUAAGGAACUCUCUUCUGCGUGCGCAAGACUGAUGAAACGGGAGAAGCACGCCAAAUUGCGCGAAAAUCUCUUCUCUGUUAAGUCUAAAGCGCGUGCGGCUUUUGAUAAGUGGAGUCGACUACUGGAUAUUUAUGUGUAAAUAUAUCGGAAUUCAACAGGAAGUCUUAAAGUAUUUGCUUGAUGUUCUUAAGUGAAUUUUGAGGAACAUGGGGACUGAAGAAAAUUUUAUUUUCACAUCUGCCUUCAACAGCCAUGUAAGAUCUCUUGUUGGUUAUAAUGCAUUCUCUCAUUCUGGAUCAUCACAGUAUGAUCGGACGCGCGUCCGUUGUCAUUCACGAGGACAAAUCGGACCGACGCGGCGGUAAACUGAUCGAUAGACUGUACCGAUAAAGCUCAUAUAAAAGGCUAAUGACCAAGCCUGCCCAUGUUUGCUUAACCUGUGUGGGAGAGUGUGCUGUGGGACAAAUUGCUGACGAGAUGAUGUCUACAGUCAGCGGAGUGAUGAACCAUCAACCAGUUGCUCGGCUGUACAAGGCUGCUUAGUUUUUAUCGUGUGCACUCUCGGUUUGGACCUGAUCUGGAAUUAUGGGGUGACUGCUCAUUCUGCUCGAUGAAAAAGCCAUGGAUGUGAACUACUCCACAGUGCUGGACAGCAGCGUAUCACAGCGCAAUUCGUCAAAGCGAGUUCUGACCGGUUGUUUCCUCUCGCUGCUCAUCCUGACCACCCUACUGGGCAACACGCUGGUCUGUGCGGCGGUCACAAAGUUUCGCCACCUGCGGUCCAAAGUCACCAACUUCUUUGUUAUAUCACUGGCUAUCUCAGACCUGCUGGUGGCCAUUUUGGUGAUGCCGUGGAAGGCUGCAACCGAAAUUGUGGGUUUCUGGCCAUUCGGAACCUUCUGCGAUGUCUGGGUGGCCUUUGACAUCAUGUGCUCCACCGCUUCCAUCUUAAAUCUGUGCGUCAUCAGCGUAGACCGCUACUGGGCCAUUUCUAGCCCGUUUCGCUACGAGCGCAAAAUGACGCCCCGGGUGGCGUUCAUCAUGAUCAGUGUGGCGUGGACGCUGUCCAUCCUUAUCUCCUUCAUUCCCGUGCAGCUAAACUGGCAUAAAGCCCAGGCGACCAUCUACACGGAGCUGAACGGCACCUUCGGCGAGCUUCCCCCAGACAACUGCGACUCCAGCCUUAAUCGGACGUAUGCCAUCUCUUCUUCGUUGAUCAGUUUUUACAUACCUGUGGCUAUUAUGCUGGUCACCUACACCCGAAUAUACCGCAUCGCCCAGAAGCAGAUACGCCGGAUCUCCGCCCUGGAGCGAGCGGCAGAGAGUGCCAAAAACCGUCACAGUAGCAUGGGUAACAACGCCGGUAUGGAUUCGGAAAGUUCCUUUAAGAUGUCCUUCAAGCGUGAAACCAAAGUUCUCAAAACCCUGUCGGUCAUCAUGGGCGUUUUCGUGUGCUGCUGGUUGCCCUUUUUUAUCUUGAACUGCAUGGUUCCUUUCUGCGACCCGAAUGAGAGCGGAGACUUCCCGUGCAUCAGUUCUACCACCUUCGAUGUCUUCGUCUGGUUCGGAUGGGCCAACUCCUCGCUCAACCCCAUCAUCUAUGCCUUCAACGCGGACUUCCGAAAAGCGUUCUCCAUCCUGCUGGGCUGCCACAGACUCUGCCCUGGGAGCAACGCUAUAGAGAUUGUGAGUAUUAACAACAACGGGGGUCCUUCAUCGGUUUCUCACUAUCAGCCUAAGUGUCACAUUCCUAAAGAGAGCAACAACAGCAGCAGCUAUGUGAUCCCACACAGUAUACUUUGCCAGGAAGAGGAGACCCAAAAACCGGAAGAUGACUCUGGGGUUAAGGCCUUCGAGAAACUGUCUCCAUCCAUGUCGGCCAAUUUGGAUAGUGAUGCUGAUGUUUCCCUGGAAAAGAUCAACCCCAUAACACAAAAUGGGCAGCAUAAAUCUGCACCGUGCUGAGUAUUUCUGGCAACAAAGAAUCCCGUAUCAUGACGGCGUGGAAUCCAAAAAAGCUUCACUGAGAACCUUAAAAACAUUUUUGGACCAAAACAGUAAAUGAAACGUGGAAAACAAAGAAUGUUCCAAUUGAAGGCACUUUAUGCUGGAUAACUAUCUGCAAAAUGUUCGCAGCAGCUUGUAUUAUUGACGUUAACAGGUCAGUUGUCGCAAGAAAGUAAUGUGAAUAAACCAUGUAUGCAUAUGUAUACAUGUUAUGCAUUUUUCAUUUGUGAUAAAAGUUCAGUUUGAGUAGUUGAAUAUCUCGUUACGGCUCACAAGUAGAGCUAUGUGGUGCAUCUACUGUACUGUCGACAACAAAAUGUACAUACUGUUUAUAUUUUUCACCGUUUAUCAGAGUUGGCCAAGUCCACAUCUCCUUGCGCUGCUACAGUAGUUGUUAUAAUUGUAUCGCAGAAACAUGAUGUACGUGUGCAAGCCACCCCAUAAUGUGACAAAAAGACAUUUUUGAUUCAGUCUUCUAUGUGCUUUGGUGUGAUGUUGAAGAAAUAGCAGUUGAGGGAAUGGAUUUUCUGCCAUUUGAUUUAUCAGCUGUUGAAGUGGGCAUGAUAUUUGGAUGUAAUUUUUCAUAUUUCUCUUUAUAUAAAAAAAAUACUUUCCCCAACCCAUUCUCUUACCGUCAACGCUUCACUUGUCACAAUGCAAGAUAGCACAGGGCGACCCACAAUCCCAGUGGUAAUCUUACCGGUCAUUUCCGUCACUUCUGUUGUCAUCCAUUUUCUAUUUAAAGCAUUUCAAAAGGACAAAAUGUUUAAACCCCAUAGCUAAGAGGCCUGUCAGCGUAUUAGUAUCCGUGACAGGGUUCAAUUGCAGGCUAUGUCUUUGAAAGAUGCCUGAUUUGGAGAUUUGGAUAUGUAGCUAUUUCAGUCUCAUUAAUUCCACCCACUAUAAAUGCACAAAAGUAGUUUUAAACAGUGCAUUUAAAUGAAAACCAGAAAUCUUUCAGUUUCUUUCGCCAAAUCCAUGUGGAUGAAUUUUGUUAAUAUAGCCUUAGUUGUAUUAUAAAAAAAUCUUAUGCGACACCCAGAAAGUAGCUGACAUAUUGUGACCUUUCCGAAAGCAGUUGACACCACAGGAAGCGCUCUGUAGUACAUCCUAGCGCUUCAAAGCAUAUCUAGUUUGAAAACAAUCUUGCAUCAUUCUGUCUCUGAACUGUUAUGUCAGCUGUCGCAUUGGAGCGUAUGGAUGAUUAGGAACAUAUGUCACAUUCUUAGGUACAUUGACUCUCAAUAUGCCGUGGAGCAACUCAACCAAUUUAACUCAGUCGCUCCUUGCCCAGACAAAUUCUGUUACGUACGCCGUCCUACUUUUAAUAGAGUCGUUUGUUGAGCUGUUUUGUGAGGUUAUGCAACCGCCCUUGAUCUAAGUUAAUUCCUGGGCUACCAUACAGCGCAAGCUUCCCACAAAUAUUGGGAUUUGACUGAAUUGACAAGCCAAAUGCAAAGCAAUGUGAUUACUGUCAAUCAAUGACAAUGGAUUUUUCGAGACAUAGCUUUCAACAGAUUCCCCCUUUGCAGACAAUUUCUGAAAUCAGAAACUGAGCCAAAUUGGUCAGGUUUCACCUCAAACCUGCCAUUAUUUACUCACCCUCAAGUUGUUUCAAACCUAUAUUCGUAAUUAAGCAGGAAAUAGGAGCACCAUUGACUUCCAUAGUAUGGAAGAAAAAUACUAUGGAAGUCAAUGGUGCUCCAAAACUGUAAACAUUGCUCAAAACAUAUUCAUUUGUGUUCAGCAGAACAAAGAAACCCAUACCGGUUUGUAACAACUUGAGGGGGAAUAAAUGAUAACACAUUUUUGGGUAAACUAUGCCUUUAAUGAUACCAUGUGCCAAAAUGCUGAAGAAACCAUGAUUAGAAAUUUUCUCAAGCUCCUCUACUUUUUUCACUGAAAUAUAAACUUUAACUGUCUUAUUUAUACCAAUGAAGGUUUAAAAUAUGAAUAAUAGUAUACUUGGAGGCAGAAAUGGAGACUAAAGUAAACAUAUUUGUCUCAAAUGGGACAUUAUUGGCUCCAGGGGAUUUUCCGAAAGAUGAGGUUUAUUCUUUUUCUACUGUUGCCUGUCAAAAGCUUCCUCUUCACAAUGCUGCUAUGAAAGUAUUCAGCUGCUUUAUUUAGCUAGAGAAACUUUGUCUAAACCUUAACACGUCAAAGCAGUGUUUUUAGUUAAUAUGCAGCUAAUAUAAAAUUUGGAAUAUUUAAAAUGUUGGCGUUCUCCAGAAUGGGAUGAUUACAGUUUGAAAUUCGAACAAAUGCAAAGGAAUUCCCAGUAUAACUUUGGGGAAUCUUGUGUAGGUAUUUACUUAGAAGUGAAAAAAUAACACUGAGUUUCACAUAUUCUGUCUUACCAAAGAUUGCAAGUUUAUCUCUACCUGUGGUUUCGAGACCUCUUGUUGUGAGUCACUUUUGGAGGAGGCUGAAAAUGACAACCAGUGACAAUUGCAAUGGCGUACAAUACGAGAGGGAGAUUUAUUUUAUUUUAUUUUUUGCUUGAUGGAUUCAGCACAUCAUCCUUAAAAUGUCGACGACAGAACGAACUUUAUCAAUUACAUCCAUAAUUUUUAUUUUGAGAUUACAAAAAUUAAGGGUUACUUUGCACUCUGUCCUCAGAUUGCCAAGCGCAUUAUACUGUAACAUUAAAAGGGGAAACGUAAACUGUGUUGUGCAAUGUUAAAAUAGAGAUGUGAACACAAGUGCUUUUGAUCUUGAAGUCCUUAAUGUGAGUAGAGAAAACAAUAUGUGGUGUUUUAAUGUGAGUUUGUCAAGCACCGUACAGCUACUGUAAUUUUGCCAAGUCAAACAUGUUCCUGGAUUAAUAAACAAUCUGGUCUUGUGAUAUUUGAUCAAAUCAAAACCCUUAAAUAAAAUAGCUUGACAGGAACGGGAUUCCUGGACCGAUAUGAAUGUUUAUACGGUAACAUACAGUACUUUGCAAUAUUACGGUCACUGUUCAGGCUCAAAUAUGUGAAGUUCUUCAAGUUAUCCCCAACAAUUUUAUAACAGCAUCUAGUUUACAGUUUGUAUAAAUCUGUCCCUUUCUAUUUGCUAAAUAAAAGUGUAUGUUGUUUUUAUAACCCUGUUAUUUACUCUUUUUUUACUGUAUGAGAUUUUACGAUUGAAUAUGUUAUGAGGUAUAUCACUGCCAAUUCUGUAUUUAAAGGUCAGCUCUUUGCAGUAAAUCGAUAGUUAUUGAUCACUCCAUCAAUUGCACUUUUUUAGCUCGAAGUGUUGUCCUCAAUCGGGUAGUUGGCAUAACAUUUCGUAUAGAGAGGGAAAAUUCAUCUCCUUUGAUUGAUUAAACUUUUUUUAAGCUUUAUUGUCAUUCUGUGACCCAGGGCACAUGAGGUGAGCGCUGUAGAGUGAUGUGACAUAUCACUGAGACUCUUGAGUAGACUGAAGUUAAGUGUUUUAACUGAAGCAUUAACAGGAGUGCUCAAUGGGGAGAUCGGGAUCAUUUCACGGACCGACCUGGAUAUAAACCAAGAACCUUAAUUUGUCUUUAGUGCAGUUUUUUUAGUCAUAAAAUGUAUUGUUUAUUCUCUUUGUGGUGACCAGCUGAUAUAUUAGAUAUCGAGCAGACAAUGAAGGUGGCUUUUAACAAACAC